Messenger RNA from Xenopus tropicalis (tropical clawed frog), 1217 nucleotides. RefSeq names its product transmembrane protein 131-like. The transcript has 4 exons. NCBI's taxonomy places the organism in Eukaryota, Metazoa, Chordata, Amphibia, Anura, Pipidae. The record is from RefSeq and is a predicted model, not a curated record. Bases 21 to 1148 code for a protein of 375 amino acids.
GAAACCAGUUUCUUCUUUUGAUGGAUAGGUUCAUUGCAGAUUUCACAUCUUCGUGGGUCAUUCGUGAGUUGACUCUUGUGAGUGCUUCCAAUCUAGAGUUUCGUUUUACACUUAACGUGACUCUGCCUCACCAUUUGCUCCCACUGUGUGCAGACGGUGUUCCAGACCCAAGCUGGGAAAAUUCUUUCUGGAAGGUUACUGUGAUGUGUGUCAGGGGAAGUUGCAAGAAUUACACAGAUUCCUUUAGCUCCCCUGAUAGAGGAAAAGGAAGAGGGUGUCUGACUGUCACAGCACCCCAGAACAGAAGCCAGAAUGCAUCCAAGAGGGGUCGUGCACCGUACAGCCACUCUCAGAAGAAGCACAAGUGCUCGGUGCACUACAGUGUAAAGCAAAAAUCCUCAAGCAGCACAGCAAGCAGUGUUGCCACAUUGUGUGAUGCAAGUGAACAGCAAACCUCAGAUAUGCCCUCUGCUACCCCAAAGGACUCUGAUUGUAAUGAGAUCCUGAACCUUAAUUCUACAGAAUCCAGAGAUACGGAUAAUGAAAGGCACUUAUCCAGCCCAGACAGCAAUCUGGGCAAAGAGGAACCUGCAAAGCAAGAUCCUCACCUCCAACAAAGGACUGCUAAUGAAAGCCCUUUGAAGGAAAAGCCUGUUCUAUGUAUGUUUCCUGUGGAAACAAAUUUGAAAACAUCAGAGAGUCUAUCUGAGCCCAAACUGCAGCCGGACUUCUGUGAUCUUCCUGUGCCUAGUAAAAUGUCUGUAAGUCACCUGUCAAAGAAUCUGUCAAAUCCACAGAUGGAAUCUCAGACUGUUUCUAAGAAGAAUGAGGGGAACAGGCAGCAGACACCCCCUACCUCACACAGAGAGGUCUUGGAAUCUACAAGAAAACAAGCAGCAAAAGAUGCUUCUAAUGAGGAGAUUUCCCGUAGCACUUCCAGGGAGGAGAAACUUUGUGGGCGAAAUGAUGCACUUGCAGCAAUUAAGCACGAAGAGCCACUUAGGGAAAAAAGCCCCAUCGACGAGAGGGAUGGGAUUUUCCAAAAUGAAAAUUGGAAUAAAAACAGAUCUUCUGCCAGAAAAAAGAAAAAGAGAAACAGCUUUUUUCCUGCAAGGUGCCUCCUUCACCCACUCCUUUCAAACGGAUAAGCUUUUGUUUCCUUGAUUUUUAUUGCAUGACAACUUGGCCUCACUCGUCUUGUGACUUUUACAUUUAGU